Messenger RNA from Exophiala viscosa, 2192 nucleotides. Its product is annotated as cytochrome P450 monooxygenase. Lineage: Eukaryota; Fungi; Ascomycota; Eurotiomycetes; Chaetothyriales; Herpotrichiellaceae. Gene Ontology annotation, molecular function: heme binding; monooxygenase activity; oxidoreductase activity, acting on paired donors, with incorporation or reduction of molecular oxygen. The transcript has a single exon. The coding region runs from base 398 to 2038 and encodes 546 amino acids. The record is from RefSeq and is a predicted model, not a curated record.
UAUCUCGUACGUGUCCAAACGAGUGCGCCAAUCAAGCCGUCUCUAUCUCGCAGCAAGGCACUGUUUAGGAAUAGAACACGGCAGCCGAGAGGUCCAUCUUCCAGGCUAAAAUACCGAUCUCUGACACCUGGACGUGGCUGUUGAAGCCUUCUACUUCUCUAUUCAACGGAUCCCCCCGGUUCUUUCGCUGUUGGAUAGUUGAUUACUGUUUGAUUUCUGCCUGUUUUCCGGAACAUUGACUGACUCCUGCUCCGCUUGGGUCUGGUUGUGAUUCAGCUGUAUAUAUCAUUCGCUUCCAGCAGUACAUAUCGACGGCAACUUUGGUCUGAGGGAUUUCCUGGCCACCAGCAAAUCAACAAUCUACCACUUCGUCAACGACCUCAGCACAUCCGCAAUCAUGCCCUUUCAAUUCCCGGAGAUCGUGAGCACAUACCGCUUCUGGGCGAUAUCGUCCUCAAUAACCUCUGUACUGCUGGUCAAAUUGGCUCCGUCGAUAUCGAUAUCCCGAUCAUAUGGGUGGACUGCCGCAGCAUUAUUCCUCCUGCACUUGACAAUAUGGUUCGUCUACAACACAUUCAUCUACCCACGAUUUGUCAGUCCUUUGCGCCAUCUACCGACUGUGCCCGGUGGCAGUAGAAUCAAUGGCCACUGGAUGACACUCCUGAAAGAGCCAUCAGGCAUUCCGAUGCGAAAGUGGGCGAACGAGAUUCCGAACAACGGCCUCAUUCGUUAUCUUCACCUCUUCAACCGAGAACGUCUUCUCCUCACUAGCCCCCAGGCUCUUAGCGAAGUCUUGACGCUGAAAAGCUAUGACUUUGUCAAACCCGAACUCCUCCGCCUCGGCAUUGGACAGGUUCUCGGUGUGGGAGUGCUUCUUGCGGAAGGUGACGAGCACAAGGUGCAAAGAAAGAACUUGAUGCCCGCAUUCCACUUCCGCCACAUCAAGGAACUCUACCCAAUCUUCUGGAACAAGUCGCAAGAAAUGGUCCGAUGCAUCCAGACCGAACUUAAGAGCUCGACCGACCCGAAUCCAUUCGUCGAGGUUGGUGAAUGGGGCAGCCGCGCCACCCUGGACAUCAUCGGCGUAGCAGGCAUGGGCCAAGACUUCAACGCCUUACAGGAUCCUACAAAUGAACUGAAUCGCGUCUACCGAGCCGUCUUCCAACCCGACCGAACCGCCCAGAUCCUUGGGGUUCUACAGUUCUUCCUCCCGCAUAUCAUCCUGCGCAAUCUACCCGUGGACCGCAACAAGAGCGUCAACGCCGCCAGCAGUGUCGCCCGCAACACAUGCCGCAAACUCGUCGAGCAGAAGAAGUUGCGCCUCGCCAACAAAGAGCCCAUGCAACAGGACAUCAUCUCCGUAGCUCUUGAGUCCGGCGGUUUCACGGACGAAGAACUCGUCGACAACAUGAUGACAUUCCUGGCUGCCGGGCACGAAACCACAGCUUCAGCAUUUACCUGGGCAACCUACGCGCUCUGUCAACACAAGGACAUCCAGUCUCGUCUACGCGAGGAGAUCCACCAGCACAUUUCGGGUCUUGACGCAACGGACAUCACUCACGACGUUAUCGACAACAUGCCCUUCCUGCACGCCGUGUGCCAGGAGGUGUUGAGGUUGUGGGCUCCUGUACCCCUGACAAUCCGCGAUACCGCUGUCAACACGAGUAUCCUGGGCGAAUUCGUGCCCAAGAGCACCAAGAUCAUUAUCGCACCGUGGGCCGUCAAUCACAAUGUCGAGUUGUGGGGUGAGGAUGCUGCGGAAUUCAAUCCCGAUCGGUGGAUGGCCGCUGGCCAGGCCAACGCUGGUGGCGCGGUGAGUAAUUACGCUUUCUUGACGUUCUUGCACGGACCCCGAAGUUGUAUUGGGAUGAAAUUUGCUGUCGCUGAGUUCGCGUGCUUGCUCGCUGCGUUCGUGGGGACAUGGGAGGUCGAAAUGGUUGAACCGGAUGAGAAGAUUGAAGUCAAGGGUGGUAUUACUGCGAGGCCGAGGAAUGGUAUUAGAGUGUUCCUCAAGAGUGCUGGUGGUUGGGGGCGUUGAAUCCUUUCUUGUUGAUAACUAAUGGGCUGCAGCUGCAUAUAUGUUCUGACUUCCUGACUUGGACGGCGAGAUGUGAUAGAUGCACGAUGUUACGAAGCAUGCAAUGGGUUUUUGAAGGGCUUUUCAUCCUCAGGAAAUUUUGUACAGUGGCAGC